Messenger RNA from Lucilia cuprina (Australian sheep blowfly), 1474 nucleotides. RefSeq lists its product as uncharacterized. The transcript is spliced from 3 exons. The record is from RefSeq and is a predicted model, not a curated record. Bases 239 to 1237 code for a protein of 332 amino acids. Lineage: Eukaryota; Metazoa; Arthropoda; Insecta; Diptera; Calliphoridae.
UUUUUAGAACAAACGAUGCAAGGUUGCUAAGUAACGGAAAGAUUUUGUUUUAAAUUUAAACAAAUUUAAAGAAGAAAAAAAAAUAAAUUUAAUAAAUAAUAUACAUAUAAUUGAAUAUUAUACAAAUACAAGUGAUAAUGUGAAUAUUUUCAAUUAAUUUAAAGGAUUUUUAAUUAAAAACAAAUUUUAUAUUAAUAAAUUUUCACAAAAUAAAAAAAAUAAAACUAAAAAAAAAAUAAUGGUUACGACAAGUGAUGUAAAAUCUACAAAUGCUGCUGCCACAACGAAUUUAAAAAAUGAUACAAAAUUUACCACAAAUAAUGUUGCUUCAGCAAAUUUUAAAAACACCUCAAUGUCAUCGAUCAGCACUAUUACAAGUAAAACAGAAACAUCGACGACAUUGGGUGAUCCAAAUAUGGGUGCAAUUAAAAAACGUCUUGAAUCCAUGACAGAUGAAGAAAUUAUACAAAGAAAUUUAAGGGAAUUAAUGGAGAAAAAGAAUCGAGAAGAACGCAAGGCCAAUGGUCGUUUGGUAGCAGUAAUUUUGGCCUCAUUAGUCAUAUUUUUAGCGAUUUAUCACGCAUGGAUACGUAACCCUGAAAACAAAUUGGCUGGUGUUUUAGUACCGGCCGUUAUAAUGUUGUCAUUUGGUGGCUGGGUUGUGGUCUUGGCUAAACGUGAUAAAGCCAGAAGACAAAUGUUUGAAAAAUAUUUGGAAGAAGUGGCUAUAAAAAAUAAACAAGAAUUAGAAGCAAAAUCCAAAUCCAAGACUAAAAAGCCGCAUGACAAAAAAUUAUCUAACGAAAUAUUAUUACAUUUUGAAAACGAAAUUAAUAAAGAUCACUUGUCAACGGCCACCACAUCGAUACUCAAAAACAAUGAUCAUCGUAAACAUCGCAAACAUAGAAAUGCUUCGAACAGUGAUGGUUACAGUACCACCUCCUCAUCAAGCUCUAAGAAAUCAUCACAUUAUGCCACCAAAGAUUUGCGCGUUAAAAGACCUAGUAUAAGACAAAAACUCUUUCGACAAUCUGGCAUCUAUCACAUGCCAAAUACGACAGUAAAUGCCACACAAACACUGGUACAGGCUGUCAUUAAUACACCGGUACCACAGUGUGCUGAACCGCUUAUAAGUGCAGCACCUCCUAAAACAUUGAUGGAAAAGAAACGUAAACGUCUGCAAAGAUUGGACGCUUUACAAGUGCCUGCAAUGGUGCGUAUGAGUUCGGCACCAUAAAAUCGAAAAACAAAAAACAAUCAUACGCUCUAGGUUCAAACUAAUGAAUAUAAUGUGGAUGUUUGGUUGAGUGUUAACGUCAUGUGCUGGUGGCGUAAACAGCAUCCUUAAUAAAUGUAUAUAAAAACAGGAAAUGAAUAAAAAAGUAGUAUAAAUAUUUAAAAAUAAUGUUGUUUAUAAAUUUGUCUUGUGUUUUUUCCCCCUUUUAUUAUCAUCUUAAUUUAUUUUAAAUAUAAU